AUCUUCCCCUUUUCCCCAGAUCUUCAACUCUUAUAGCCCAGCUCUGUCCAUUGAACAUGAAAACCCUUUUUGCUCCUUUAUAGACUUGUGAAUGGACUCCUCCCCCCCCUUCUGGCAUAACUCCUUUUGUGACACACCCACACACCUGCUUGUUUUCAGCUCCCUUUUUAUCAAACAAACUCCAAUUAAGGAGAGGGUGGGGCUGUUUUAACUCUCCUUCCCGGAUAGCACCAAAUCUCUGGAUCCCAGAAGAGAAAAAAAAUGCUUGCUCACUCCAGGUGAUGCCGUCCGCUGUCAGCAGCACUGUUGUUCAAGAGACUGGGUCUGAACCAAGUCCCUGUCAGCAUGCCAGCGCAACUACUGAAACAGGUGCUGGAACGGGAGGGAUCUAUUCUGCUAUCCUCAGCCGCAACCAACCCAUUAUUGAAGUAAAGGAGAAGACUUUUCAUGAGCUUCAUAAGAAGUGCCUUGAGAAGAAGAUUCUUUAUGAGGAUCCAGAUUUUCCAGCUAAUGACUCCUCCCUUUUCUACAGUCAGAGGCUCCCAGUCAAAUUUGAGUGGAAAAGACCGUCAGAAAUCUGUGAGAAUCCACGCUUUAUCCUAGGUGGAGCCAAUAGGUCUGACAUUUGUCAAGGGGAACUAGGGGAUUGUUGGUUUCUGGCUGCCAUUGCUUGUCUGACCCUGAAUGAAAAGUUGCUGUUCCGGGUCAUUCCUGAGGGUCAGACCUUCCUUAAAGAUUAUGCCGGGAUUUUUCACUUCCAGUUCUGGCGUUAUGGAAGUUGGGUGGAAGUUAUCAUUGAUGACCGUUUACCAACAUAUGGCAAACGUCUGGUCUUCACUAAAUCCUCCCAGCAGAAUGAAUUCUGGAGUGCAUUACUGGAAAAAGCUUAUGCAAAGCUUCAUGGGUCCUAUGAAGCAUUAAAAGGAGGCAAUACAACGGAGGCCAUGGAGGAUUUCACAGGAGGAGUGACAGAAUUUUAUGAGAUAAAGGAUGCUCCUAAAGAUACAUACAAAAUCAUGAAGCACGCCAUUGAGAGAGGGUCACUUAUGGCUUGCUCCAUUGAGGACAGUUCAGGAUUUAUUUAUGGAAGUGCUCCUACAACUAAUAUUGGACAAUUCAUUACCCAAAUGUUGCAGAAGGUGGAUUCUGUAUUUUUGAAUGAAUCAGCUGAAGACAGGGCAGUUCAGACCAUCGUUCCAUUGUUGUUUGAAAGGCGCAUGACUAAUGGACUGGUCACAGGCCAUGCCUAUUCAGUCACAGGAGUGGAGGAGACAAUGCUUAAAGGGGAGAAGAUAAAACUGGUGCGGCUCAGAAAUCCCUGGGGACAAGUAGAAUGGAAUGGAGCUUGGAGUGAUCGCUCAGAUGAAUGGAAUGUUAUUGACAACGCCGAGAAGAUCCGCUUGCAACAUAAAGUUGCAGAGGAUGGCGAGUUCUGGAUAUCAUUCCAAGAUUUCCUGAGGUAUUUCACAAAGCUGGAGAUUUGUAAUCUCACACCCGAUACCCUUGUGUCCGAUAAGCUUCACACAUGGACAGUUUCUGUCACGGAAGGACGGUGGGUGCGAGGUAGCACUGCAGGCGGCUGCCGUAACUAUCCAGACACAUUUUGGACCAAUCCCCAAUAUCGCUUGAAACUCCUGGAAGAAGAUGAUGAUCCAGAAGAUGCUGAGGUUGUAUGCAGUUUCCUGGUGGCCCUGAUGCAGAAAAACAGGAGGAAAGAACGCAAACUAGGAGCCAAUCUCCUCACAGUUGGUUUUGCCAUCUAUGAGGUGCCGAAAGAGAUGCAGGGUGACAAGAAACACUUACAGAAGGAUUUUUUCCUUUACAAUGCCUCCAAAGUAAAGUGCAAGUCUUACAUAAACAUGCGAGAAGUUGCAGAACGCUUCCGGCUACCGCCAAAUGAGUAUGUCAUCAUCCCAUCCACCUACGAACCCCACCAAGAAGGAGAAUUUAUCCUAAGAGUCUUCUCAGAAAAAAGAAGUCAAUCAGAAGAAGUUGAAAGCAAGAUUGAAGCAGGAAAUAUCUCUCCGAUCAUCUUUGUCUCAGACAGAGCAAACAAGAACAAAGAUCUGAAAGGUGGCGAGGGGCCUAGAAAGGACAAGGAAAAACCAAGUCCAGAUAAACGAAAGAAGAACACUGAGCCAGCAGAAAGGGAUACAGAUAAUGAAGAAGAUCAGCAGUUCAGAAAUAUUUUCCGACAAAUUGCUGGGGAUGACAUGGAGAUCAGUGCUGAUGAACUAAGGAAUGUCCUCAACAAUGUUCUGAAAAAACACAAAAACUUGAAGACAGAAGGUUUUGCCCUGGAAUCCUGCCGCAGCAUGAUUGCCUUAAUGGAUACAGAUGGUUCGGGGAAAAUAAAUCUUGAUGAAUUUCGCCACCUUUGGACUAAGAUUAAAAGCUGGCAGAAAAUUUUCAAGCGUUAUGACACCGAUCAUUCAGGAACCAUUAACAGCUAUGAGAUGCGUAAUGCAGUCAAAGAUGCAGGGUUUCAACUGAAUAACCAGUUAUAUGAUAUCAUUACAAUGCGCUAUGCUGACAGGAACAUGAAUAUUGAAUUUGACAGUUUUAUCUGUUGCUUUGUGCGACUAGAGGGAAUGUUCCGUGCAUUCCAUGCCUUUGAUAAAGAUGGAGAUGGCAUUAUUAAACUGAACGUCUUAGAGUGGCUACAGCUCACCAUGUAUGCCUGAAUACCACCUAUUUUCACCUUCUCUCUGACCACCUACUUAAUCAGCCAACAUUCAGUUACAAAAUACUGAUCUUUGGUGCCUCUCCCUCUUAAAAAUCACAUGGAAAGAGAAGUACAAUUCAGCAGAUUUAUGUCCAAGCCAAAGUAACACCGAUCUCCAUCUAUGAACCAGUUGUCAUUAAGUUCUACUCAGCUGCUUAUGGAGAAGUAACAGCAGCGGCAAGGCAUUUUGUGCACAACUAGCGGUAUCUGCCCUCCUGCUGGAAUCAGUUCUCUCUUUGCAUGAGCUUCUUUGCAAAUCAAAACUCUUAUUCUUACUUUGAAAUACAGCAGGUCUUGCAGCGGGAGAUAUUUAGGGGCCAGCGGAACAAUGUCUCAAUAUUAAACACUAAAACUUGCCAAAACGUGGUUCAUCUGAUUUCAGUAAUUCAACAUAUUUGAAGUUAACGUGCCUCAAAUAUUUCACUAAAUUGUUUUCAUAUGAUUUUUCUUAUAAGUUAUAUCAGUUAUUAUUCCUGCAGCCAAAGCUUUCUAAAUUUCGCCCAGCAACAGAAUAUAUCAAUAUACACAGAUACCGCACUAGACAGAAUGUAUCAAAUGACUAUAUAGAUGGGUUUGUGGCUGAACCAAUUAAAUUUGCUCUUAGGCUACAGGAAAAGUUAUUUUAGCCAAAUUAUAACUUUUUUCUGGCCGCAACAAACUGACAGAUUCACUAAGUUCUUGGUUCUCUUACAGUAAAACUUUCAUAGAAAUCUGUACUGUAUUGCAUAUAGUAUAAACAAAUUAGGACUUCUUCAUGUCAGACAUUUUGCACAUAGGAAUAACUGUGAUCUACUGCUGUAACUACAUUUGUUUGGAAACUGUACUCCCCCACCCCCAUUUUAGAAAAUACCAUACAAGCAAUGGCUCCAUUGUUGUGGAAAAUAUGGCAAAAGUUGCUUAAUAAAUAGAUGAAAGCUCUUUCACUGGUUGUGCUGUGUUGAAAUUAUGAAACAAGAUUUUAAAAAACCUCUGAAAAAAUGCUACUUGUUGAUGUCCAGUUUUCCUUGAACAAAUGCUUGUAUGAAUUUGUAGGGGGGAAUUGCCAUCCAAUAAAUA
Molecule: messenger RNA, 3781 nt
Organism: Python bivittatus (Burmese python)
Lineage: Eukaryota; Metazoa; Chordata; Lepidosauria; Squamata; Pythonidae
Source: RefSeq, a predicted model, not a curated record